GAUGGCAUUAGCAGCAUCAGUGAUAUAGCUGUGUCAGCCUCCUUGACUACUGGAUGUCUGUAAGCGCACAGAGGAAACUAUAUUUAAGAUCUGAUAUCUUGAGGGUAAUGACUCCAGCACUGACUGAAGGACAGAAUGGCUGCUAAUGCUUUCUUCGCUAGCCCAGAAGAUUUUGAAAGAUAGAUGGGUCUGUGAUGUACUUCUGUAAGACAGGAAAUGCAAUUUUUGGGGGUCUCUGGAAAUAGAAAGGUCAUGCAGCUUGGAACCGGUGAGACAUUACAGUCUCUAAGUCAUCAGAGAAAUGAUGAAGAGGCUGUUGUGGAUAGAGGUGGAACUCGCUCCAUUCUCAAAACACAUUUUGAAAAGGAAGAUCUAGAAGGCCAUCGAACAUUGUUCAUUGGAGUUCACGUGCCACUGGGUGGAAGAAAAAGUCACCGACGCCAUAGACACCGUGGACAUAAACACAGAAAGAGAGACAGAGAGCGAGAUUCAGGAUUAGAAGAUGGGAGAGAGUCUCCUCCUUUUGAUACCCCUUCACAAAGGGUGCAAUUUAUUCUUGGAACAGAAGAUGACGACGAGGAACACAUUCCUCAUGAUCUCUUUACUGAGCUUGAUGAAAUUUGUUGGCGUGAAGGAGAGGACGCAGAGUGGAGGGAGACAGCAAGGUGGUUGAAGUUUGAAGAAGAUGUAGAGGAUGGUGGAGAGAGGUGGAGUAAACCAUAUGUUGCCACACUGUCACUUCAUAGCUUGUUUGAGCUGAGAAGCUGUAUCCUGAAUGGCACAGUUCUUUUGGACAUGAGAGCAAACUCCAUAGAAGAAAUUGCAGAUAUGAUUCUGGACCAGCAGGUGGGUUCUGGGCAGCUCAGUGAGGAUGUUCGUCACAGAGUGCAUGAGGCAUUACUGAAACAGCAUCACCAUCAGAACCAAAAGAAGCUGAGCAACAGGAUCCCAAUUGUGAGAUCCUUUGCCGAUAUUGGAAAGAAGCAGUCUGAGCCCCAUUCCAUGGAUAAAAAUGCAGGUCAGAUUGUUUCCCCACAGUCUGCUCCAGCCUGCAUUGAAAACAAAAAUGAUGUGAGCAGAGAAAACAGCACCGUUGACUUUAGCAAGGUUGACCUACACUUUAUGAAAAAGAUACCACCUGGAGCUGAAGCAUCAAACAUCUUAGUUGGUGAAUUGGAGUUCCUGGACCGUGCAGUUGUUGCUUUUGUUAGGUUAUCUCCUGCAGUGCUGCUUACGGGACUAGCUGAAGUUCCGAUUCCAACAAGAUUUUUGUUUAUUCUUCUUGGACCACUGGGUAAAGGGCAACAAUACCAUGAGAUUGGAAGAUCAAUUGCAACACUAAUGACAGAUGAGGUGUUCCAUGAUGUUGCUUACAAAGCAAAAGACCGCAAUGACUUGGUCUCUGGGAUCGAUGAGUUUCUUGAUCAGGUUACUGUUCUUCCUCCUGGAGAGUGGGACCCAACAAUUCGAAUAGAACCACCUAAAAAUGUUCCCUCUCAGGAGAAGCGUAAGAUCCCAGGAGUGCCAAAUGGGACUGCAGCCCACGGGGACCCAGAACAACCUGGAGGGCACUCUGGACCAGAACUGCAACGCACUGGAAAAUUUUUUGGAGGAUUGAUUUUAGAUAUAAAAAGAAAAGCUCCCUUCUUCUGGAGUGACUUCAGGGAUGCUCUCAGUUUGCAGUGUCUGGCAUCAUUUUUGUUUCUCUACUGUGCUUGCAUGUCUCCUGUCAUCACAUUUGGUGGUCUGCUGGGAGAAGCAACUGAAGGUCGUAUAAGUGCAAUAGAAUCACUGUUUGGAGCAUCCAUGACUGGAAUUGCCUACUCUCUCUUUGGUGGACAGCCUCUCACUAUACUUGGCAGCACAGGACCAGUUUUAGUGUUUGAGAAGAUCCUAUUCAAAUUUUGCAAGUAA
Balearica regulorum gibbericeps (East African grey crowned-crane) is the source of this 1914-nucleotide messenger RNA. Lineage: Eukaryota; Metazoa; Chordata; Aves; Gruiformes; Gruidae. The record is from RefSeq and is a predicted model, not a curated record.